Dioscorea cayenensis subsp. rotundata (Guinea yam) is the source of this 258-nucleotide messenger RNA. RefSeq names its product transcription initiation factor TFIID subunit 5-like. Lineage: Eukaryota; Viridiplantae; Streptophyta; Magnoliopsida; Dioscoreales; Dioscoreaceae. Bases 1 to 258 code for a protein of 85 amino acids. Gene Ontology annotation, molecular function: protein binding. The record is from RefSeq and is a predicted model, not a curated record. The transcript has 2 exons.
AUGGAGGACGAGGAGAUGGAGAAGAAGGUGCUCGCAUACUUGAAGAAGAAAGGCUUCUUGCAGACCGAGCUCGCCCUUCAAGAAGAGCUUGGUCGGCUCUCGUCCUCCUCUCACCCCGAUAUCCCCAGGCCAGAGAGUGGUGUGCUUCGAUAUCAUGAUGGUUAUAGUAAGCUAAGAUCUUGGGCGUACAAUUCUUUGGAUUUGUAUAAGGUAACUCAUGCCAAAUUCUUCAGCUUUGUAUUCUUGAAUUAUGGAUGA